ACUACAUCGCACAAAAGCCCAAUCCAAAGAGAUCCAAUUCCAAUAACUGAAGGAAGGAAACGAUCUUCAAUGCCAAGGACCGACUAGCAUUCGAAGGAAACUCCAUCCGACGCAGAAACGACGAAGCAUUCCCCCGAUCUGUGAGAGGUUAAGGGGUAUUUUCUGGUUACGAGAUGAGUUCAGCUCAGGACCCAUUUUAUAUCGUGAAAGAAGAGAUUCAAGAAUCUAUUGAUAAGUUACAAUCCACUUUUUACCAAUGGGAACGUAUGCCUUAUGAGAGUGGGGAGAAGGUGCAUAUGGCAAAGGAGCUGCUUGCUGCUUGUGAAAGUGUUGAGUGGCAGGUGGAUGAAUUGGACAAAACAAUUGCUGUUGCAGCUAGAGGUCCUUCUUGGUAUGGCAUUGAUGAAGUGGAACUUGAAAAACGGAAGAGAUGGACUAGCACGGCUCGUACACAGGUGGGCAAUAUGAAGAAAGCAGUUGUUGCUGGAGAAGAUUCGAAUGGUACUAGAUCUGUUAGUGUGAGUGGGAUGCGCCGAGAAUUGAUGAGGAUGCCAAAUUCACAUCAGAAUAACCAAUAUGCCCAAGAUGAUGAUGAUUUUAUACAAUCGGAAUCAGACAGACAAUUACUUCUUAUAAAGCAACAGGAUGAUGAAUUGGAUGUGCUUAGUGCAAGUGUGGAGAGAAUUGGUGGGGUUGGGCUGACUAUACAUGAAGAACUGUUAGCACAGGAAAAAAUUAUUGAUGAAUUGGGCACUGAAAUGGAUAGUACAUCAAAUCGUCUUGAUUUUGUUCAGAAAAAGGUUGCUAUGGUCAUGAAGAAAGCUGGCGCUAAAGGCCAGAUUAUGAUGAUAUUAUUUUUAGUAGUUCUAUUUAUCAUUCUAUUUGUUCUUGUCUUCUUUACCUAGACAGAGGUAGCACCAGCAUUUGAUGUUCAUGAAUGAGAGCGUAGCGUUUGAUUCUUGGAAAUAAAUCGAUAUGAGUUGAGGCUUAGAUAAAAGUUGAUGGGCGUACUAGUCUGCAUGUGUGGUAAAAGGUGGCCUGGUGAUUGCUGAACUAAAGAAAGAAUCUACUUCAUUGGAUUUCUUCUAAUUGGCUGGGAUUUGACUCAUCUGUGUUUUAAUUGUACCUUGUAAAACCAGAUCUAUAUGACUCAAAAACUUUCCAGCUUUUGCCUUCUAUUUUUCCUCGCAUGAAUGGUGCUUCAUGUAAUUAUGCAUUAGGAAAUGAGAAGUUCGGGUUGAUAUCCCAUUUUUUGGAGACAUUUUGUAUUGGUUAAGAUUCUGUAGGACACAAUGGAGCCCUCUCUGUUGUAAAACCUGAUGAAUUUGGGUCUCUCGUGAUCAUAAAGAGAACCCCAGUUGAAUUUAGGUCUUACAUGGUCUAUCAAGAGAAAA
This is a messenger RNA of Tripterygium wilfordii, 1394 nucleotides long. Its product is annotated as syntaxin-61-like. The record is from RefSeq and is a predicted model, not a curated record. Gene Ontology annotation, biological process: Golgi vesicle transport. Gene Ontology annotation, cellular component: membrane. The transcript has 8 exons. Lineage: Eukaryota; Viridiplantae; Streptophyta; Magnoliopsida; Celastrales; Celastraceae. The coding region runs from base 174 to 905 and encodes 243 amino acids.